Messenger RNA from Podospora pseudocomata, 1545 nucleotides. RefSeq lists its product as uncharacterized. The transcript has a single exon. Gene Ontology annotation, molecular function: zinc ion binding. Lineage: Eukaryota; Fungi; Ascomycota; Sordariomycetes; Sordariales; Podosporaceae. The record is from RefSeq and is a predicted model, not a curated record. The coding region runs from base 1 to 1545 and encodes 514 amino acids.
AUGCCACCACCAAAUACCCCAGAGGAAGGCUUGCUUCCCCCUCAGUCGGAGCCCUCGAGAAUCGCGUCCAUUCUGGCGACGGCAACCCCACCUCCAGUAGAUUCAGCGCCUGAGCAGGCCCCCUCGCCUGAGGCUGCUGCUACCACCACCACCACCACACACACAGUCGUCCCUUCGUCACCAGAGGACCCUGCGCUCCUCGAGAUAGACUACCAGAUCCUCGAGUAUCUCGACGCAGUAGAUGAGACGCUUCUGUGCCCAGUGUGCAAAACACCAUUUCAUGAACCCAUAACCACAUCAUGCGGUCACACAUUCUGCGCCUGGUGCAUCAACCGAGCCCUUGACAUCCAGCCAACAUGUCCCAUCGACCGUCAGCCGCUCACAAAGACGCGUGACUAUCAUCGGCCACCGCUGAUCAUCAAAGAUCAACUCGAUCGCCUCAAAGUCAAAUGCCCCAACAAGGGCUGCGAUCACAUCUGCCCUCGGGAGCAUCUCGACAGCCAUUAUGAGCGCCGCUGCGAGCACACCAUGGUGCGCUGCCCCGACGCCAGAUGCAGGAAGAGAAUUGCCCGCCGCCACGUCCAGGGACCUGCCAGCACCUGCAUGCAUCGCGAGGUGUCAUGCCGAUACUGUGACGAGAGGGUGGCGCUGGUGGAUCUGAACACACACUACGACUUCCUCUGCAGCGGAGCAACAACAAAGUGCUCGGCGUGCGAAGCAACCGUCGUUCUCCAUCGCAUGGAGAAGCACUGCGCCGAAGACUGUCUGGAAACGCAGGUACGGUGCAAGUGGCACAUUGCCGGCUGCAAGGUCGACGAUAAACGGUACCUGGUUCAAGAACAUGAGACUGGCUGCCCCUACGAGAUUAUUGGGGAACUCCUCAAGCAACGGGCCGAGGACCGCCGGAUAAUCGACAACCUCACCGAUCGCUUGGUGGCUUUGGAGACGGAACGGCGAGAGCAUCAGGAACGACGCGCUCGUCGGCGAGAACUCUCCCGCCAGGCACCAAAUACGUCCCACGGAGCAGACGCAAUCGACCUCUCCGCUCCCGAUCCCUCCACUUUCUUUUACGACAUGGAAUGGAGACCAGACCUUUCCAACGUGGGAGCAGGCGAGAAUAGAUCAUGGGGCUCACCCGAAGACUACAUGCUUGCCCGCUUCGAGCGACUGGAAAGCCGGAUGGAGGACCUUUCCAAGCAGGUGGUUGAGCUGGAUGCGCACCAGUCCAUGAGUAUGCUACAGCAGAUCAUGCCACUCAACCAGCAGCUCGUCGAACUAGGCAGCAAGGUGGGCGUCCUGAACAUGCACACUACCUGGUUGAUGAACAUGCAGAGACACAACCAUCUCCAGCAGCGAGCCGGAGCAGUGAGCUCGUCAGGAAGCGGCAUGGGCAAUUCUGGAAUGGCGUCAAUGUCGCAAAUGUCAUCCGCCAACGAUAUCAACAACAACUUCCCUGUCAGGUUAACAGAGGGCGGACUGCCAUACCGGACUACAGCUAGCCGCCGGAACAGUGAUGGGAGAGGAGAGCCACCUCCCCGGCUGUGA